AUGGCCUUGGCGAUUAGGAAGCGUCCUAUUGAGGAUGUUGACAUGGUUGACCUGAAGACGAAAAUGACCAAAGCUUUCAUAGAUGGUGAAUCAGAUGAAGGUAAGAUGGAUAUUCUGAUCACAGAUCCGAACAAUAUUGAUAUUCAUACUCGACCAGUCGAUCGCUCAUACACCUCGACCAACGACGGCUUGGAUCUGGAUUUUACCAAUCAGCAGGAAGAGUUCAAGGUCCAGUACAUCUCGGCGUCAGACUAUUAUUUUGACCCAUCAAAUAGAUGGGAAAGAGAUGAAGAGGAAGAAGAAUAUUGGAAGUGCCGUCUUUUACCUUCACCCCGACUCGUGAAUUACCGAUACGAACUUGCCCAAGAUAAGUACAACUCAAUCGAACCCGAUGAUCUAGAAUUUCUGAGUGUGUCAGAUCUGCAAGGUGAGAUGGACGAGUGUCAUAGAAGAAGGGAGGUGGAAGCCAAUAGCAGAUCUCGUUGGUAG
Molecule: messenger RNA, 489 nt
Organism: Kwoniella mangroviensis CBS 8507
Lineage: Eukaryota; Fungi; Basidiomycota; Tremellomycetes; Tremellales; Cryptococcaceae
Exons: 1
Coding region: 1-489 (162 amino acids)
Source: RefSeq, a predicted model, not a curated record